AUGGAUCCGCCAAAUAUGGGCGACCUCUCUCUCUCCGAUUCGGAUACAGACGCGUUAUUCGACACUCCAGCGGCGCGAAAGAACAAGAAGAAAGCUCAAGAAGGCGGCACGGACGCGGGGGAAGGAGCAGCAGCCGGAAAGACGCGUACAAAGGAGUCGCAUUAUACGACUGAGGAGGCUCGCGAGGCUGCACUGCGGAAAGAGCUGGAAAGCGUGCGCAAUGUCAACAAAGUCAUUGAGGGCGUCGUUGAGAGCCUGCAAAAGGCGAGAAACAACAUGGACACUGUUUCCCGCACUGUCCACAACGCAUCAACCCUUCUACAAACGUGGACGCGCAUCCUUUCACAGACUGAGCAUAACCAGCGCCUCAUUCUAAACCCCCAAUGGCAGGGAGCAUCCCAAGACCUGAUCGAUAUUCAGGAGGACGAGAUACAGCGGCAGCAGGCUGCAGAACGCCGAGUAGCCGAAGAGCAGGCAAGAAGGGAGGCUGCCGCCCGAAAAGCAGAAGAGGAUCGCAGAAAGGCAGAGGCAACUGCAAAAUCUGGAUCACGAGGCAGGGGCAGGGGCAGGGGCGGAGCGCGACCGCGAGGGACAUCAACUUCAAGUUCGGGCUAUGUGGGUGUGGGCGGGCAGACCGGGCGAGGGCUCAAUCGCAGCGGAUCAACAAGCAGCCGAGCCGGCAGCGGCAUUGGGCGCGGGUUGCGUGGGAGAGGCAGAGGACUGGGCUGA
Trematosphaeria pertusa is the source of this 729-nucleotide messenger RNA. RefSeq lists its product as uncharacterized. The record is from RefSeq and is a predicted model, not a curated record. Gene Ontology annotation, cellular component: DASH complex; mitotic spindle. The coding region runs from base 1 to 729 and encodes 242 amino acids. Lineage: Eukaryota; Fungi; Ascomycota; Dothideomycetes; Pleosporales; Trematosphaeriaceae. The transcript is spliced from 2 exons. Gene Ontology annotation, biological process: mitotic cell cycle.